GGUACGCGCUGCGGCCCGCGUUUGUGAUGGACCGUGGUUUACAGAGCCGCGUCCGUAUGAUUAAGUGAGGUGCUUUUAAGAAGCUAGCAAUAGAAAAGUUCACCCGCUGCUCCAACCUCCUCAGUAUGGUUCCGUGCUCUCCCACAGCGAGCAUCCUCAGCACAGACAGCUGUCGGCCCACUGACAAGUAUUGGAGACAUCACAAAACAGGAAAGAUGUUUGCAGCUUUAAAGUAUCACUCAACAGACUAUUUAUAUGAGAGCAUGGCAAGGCAAAAGUAUUCCAUCUGUAGAUUAUCACUUUGCUUUCCUCCCUAUUUACGACAACAUGAAAAGUAUCAUCUGACUGGACUUUUUGCUCAUGAUAAGUACAGGAAGCCCUGGACAAGAAUUACUUCAACACAGAACAUGAUUGCUGUUUCAGUGUUGGAUCAAUGGAAGAAAAGUUUAUCUGUGGAGGAUUUCCUGGAAAAGAAACCUAUCAGUUCUGUAGGGCUCUAUGUCAAUAAUGAAUUAAUAGCAAGUUCAAAUCCCAACUCUCAGAUUGACACAGAAACACAUUAUUUACUCGAGAAAGUUGUUUGUGAGGAAGUAUCAGCUCAAGAGAAAUAUUUGAAGAUCAACUGUGCCAUUGAGCUUAAGGAACAGUGGCAAGAUCUACAUGUUGAAGAUGAAUUUGUUUUUGUUGAUGAUCUGGAAAACUAUCAUAAAAAACUUCCUAAUUUAUCUACACUUCUGGGCAGACUAAAAUUUUUUUGUGUGAGAGAUCCUCUUUUAGAUUCUGAAGGAGAGAAUUUAACAGAAGAGAACAUUUUUAGGGAAUGUUUGACUUUCCAAAAUGAAAUACAAAUGCAGAAGAGUAAGAAUGAAUUGCAAGGAAUUAAGGAGGACUUCUGUAAAACAACAUUAGAAGAUAAAGAGUAUUUCAUGUUGCCUUUUGAGUUAGAAUUCUGCAAAAGCAGCAACAGCAAAUCAGAUUCCAUUAAGAUUCCAUCAUAUUUGGAAUUGAAGGAGUUAUUAAAUUUAGCUUCAGAAAAUAUGGCUGAUGGAAAUAUGCGUGAAGAGGUGACCAAAGAAGAUCUCAAAGAAAAAAUUGUGAACAAAAUGGAAAUUGCAAAAUACUGUCCUACUCCAAUGGUUAGCUCCAGUAGCAGCAUAAGUAUGUUGGAAAUCUCUGAAUCAGCCAAUCACAUCUCAUAUCUGAAAGAUGAAAUGGAAGUACCUCUAACUCCUCCGUGCAAACAACAAAGAUCGCAGGUGAAUUUUCUCUGUGUAGGACUUCAAGAAGAACUUAAUCCUCUUUUUGAUAACAGUAUUUUGAUUACAGAGCCCUCUAGGGAAUACUUAGACUCUUUGGUAUGGCAAUCAGAGAAGUACUGGGAUAAUGUGAGCUCUCUUUUGCUUGUCGAGUGUCAGAGCUUUAAACUUGAAUAUCAGCACCAUUCUCUCACAGAACUGAAGAAAAUACUGUCAAUUGAUGUAGAAACACCAAUGCUUACCUCACUAGAGAAAGACUGGUGGCUUCAUAUGGGAUUAGAUCUGGUCUGCGUUAAUACUUUGGAGCAAUUAAAGAGGAAUUCCAAUAGUACAAACAGUUUGCUUUCUACAGAAGUAGAAACAUUCACACAGUUUUCUGUACAUCAGUUAGAAAGAUGGCCUGAAGAGAAGAAUUACAUUGCAGAUCAGGAAUUGCUUUCUAGUGAAAGACAUGAGAUGGACGAAGUAACUGAUCUUUGUAUGUCACCUCAGACCACGAUGCAGCACUUUGGCCUGCCUAUAAAUGCUGCAUCUUCUCUCAAAAUAGACAGAACAAAUACAUCUCUGGAAAAUGUUGCUGGAGGACGUAUACAAAAGAGUAAGAUAGAAAAGCCUGUUUAUUUCAUAAACCGAGAAGAGAGGACAGACAAAUCACUUGUGUCCGUCAGCUGUAAAGAUGUGCCUUUUGAACAGCACAACUCUUCUGAGGGUCAAAAGCUCACAUCAUUCACACUUGAUUCAAAAUGGGACAAUGAUGAUUCUGAUCUGAACAACUUUAUAAUGCUCAGGUGUAAACACACGAUCGCUCAAAGACAGGAAAAAAAUGGCGUAGAUAGUCCUGAAAAAGUGCUACAGCCUGAAGAACUACAUUUACCUGAUCAUAAAGAGGACGUUUCUGUUUGUGAGCCUGCAAGAACAGAGAAAAAAGAGGAAGAGAAUGACAGCAGUGUCAUAGUCAAAAUUCAAGCAUCAGAAAGCCAAUGCCAGUCAUACUGUCUGCUGAAGGGUGCAGCUGCUUCUGCUUUGCAAGACUUGACACGUCUGGGUGUACUUGCUUCUGUAAGUUGGAGCUUCGACAACAUUAAGUUCGAUCACACAAGAUUUUUCCUAAAACAGCAGGAGAAGGUGAUAAGUGAUCAUUUUAAAGAAGGUAAAGUGGAUGAGAAAGAGGUCAUGCUGUUCAGACAUGCUGCUCUGGUGCAUCUGCUGGUGACAUGUCGAGACCUUCUGUUAACAUGUGGCUUGGACACAGCACUAGGAUAUUUGUCUAAAGCAAAGGAUAUCUGUAAAAACAUCUUAGAAUCCUGUUUGAACACUAUCUGGAGGCAGCUGAAGAUUGUACAGUACAGCAGCCAGAAAAAACAUGAAUCCAGUCCCAAACUCACAGAGCUUCAGUGUCGAAUGUUAAAUUGGAUGCAAACUAAUGCGGAGGAACACUGUAUUAAGGUACUAAAAGGUUGUAAUGAGACCUCCCCAGAGUCUUCUCUUCUCCAAGGUGAACAAGCCCAGCUUCUUACAUCUUUCUUCGUAGGAGAGAUGCUCCAGCCCUCUGACCAUCUUUGUGGCCCUCAUCUGGACUCACCCCAACAGCUCUGUGUCCUUGUGCUGCGGGCCCCAGACUUGGCCUCAGUAUUCAAGAUACUAAUCAUAAUAAGAAUGGACUCAGAGAGAGAAAAAGCAGCUCUCAUUCACACUGUAUCUAGAGUAGAAGGUUUAAAAGCUAUUGAUUUGAAUUCUGAGAAAAAAGAAAACAUUCUGGGCUAUAAAGAUAUCAUCAGCAAUAGAUGUGCCUGUGUUAUUAUACAAAAUCAGAACAUUGGAGCUGACUUCCCUUGGCAACACUUCUCAUUAGUGAUAGAAUAUGAUUAUUCUGAAAAUUCUUGCUGGAAAAGACAGUGUGAAAAUCUAAAUAUUACAUACAUGGCUUUUAAAACCAUCCUCCCUGAAACAGUACAAAUGGGGAAUCACUGUGGUUCAUCUCUUCUGGAGGUACAGAUUCCUUAUGUGUUUCUCACCACUGAAGGUCUUCUUAAUAUGCCAGAUUUUCUUCAGCUUUUGGAAUCUCACUACAGCAUUACUUUUGUUGAAAGAAGCUGCAGUUACUCCUUAAGGCUACUUGGAGAUACAGAUCGAUAUGUUGUGUUGACAGUAGAUGAAUGUACUGCUAUCUUCUUGCAGAAUAUGGAUGAAUUAAAUCAUGAGAAGUCCUGCGAAAAUGUAAUAUUGAAGCUGACAGCAUUAUCACUCCAAUAUACAUGUUGUUGGGUUGUUUUCUGCUCCAGAGAAAGACUGAGUUUGGAGUACAGUCUUAGGGGAGAUACUCUUCUCAGCCUUGCCUUAAUUUAUGCCACUUUGAUAGAAUUUACACAGAAGUCAGAAGACUUUGAAGUGAAGGUAGUUCUUACACCAGGGAUUGAAGAGGCAGCACUGCUAAUUCGUCAAAUAGCUGACAACAUUUUGAUGACAUCUAGUUUCAGUCCUCAUGAAUGGCUGGACAAAUCUUGGCUUUCUGUCUUGCCAUCAGAGAUGGAGAAACACUUGCUUACUUUUCCAUGUAUCAACCCUCUGGUUGCUCAGCUGAUGUUAAAGAAGGAAACUUCUUUGAACAGGCUUUUUCUUGCAAGCUUUGAUCAACUUCAGAAAUUCCUACCAGAGGUUCCAAAAAAAGUUCUAAAGCAUUUUAGUGACAUUACGUCUUCGUACAGCAUAAAUGCUGCUCCUCCACUGAAAACAACAGUGAAACGUCCAUCACCUCCAGAAAACUGGAAUACCUUUGAAAGACUCUAUCCAGAUUAUAAACAAAAUUCUCAGUCUUUAGUGUUGCCACCUCAAGCACAAACCAGCACAGGGCCAUCUCACGUGAAUUCUGAAGCCACAUUUCUUCCAUUGAAAUAUAAUCAAGGUUUUAUCAACUCCAGCCUUUCAAGCUGUAUGCAUGAGAGACCGUGUUUUUCAGAAGUAGCUCCAGAGAGGAAAGAGAAUUUCUUUGUUGUACCAAGGAGCUGUGAAGAUUUUGCUCAUCUAAAUGCUACAAAUUCUUUUCAUGUUAAAGGUCAGGCUUUCAGGACACACUAUGUCUCUGAUCGUUGCUCAAAAACUUCUGAAAAAGAUUUCUUUACAACUUUCAGUGACUGCAUACCUCCUGACAGCUCUACAGCUUUUCUGGAAGAAUUUAGAGACACAGCAUUUAAGAGCCCAGAAAUUCUGAUUGAUGAGACUCCAUGGAAUGACUUUCCAUCCACUUCCACGUACAAUUCAUUUGCAACUAACUUAAUUCACUCUGAUUCUCUUGUUGAUCCAGAUGAAAUUCAAACUCCAUGUUCCCAAAACCAGGGUCGAGAACCUUCAGGAAAGAGAAAGCGAAGUGCACCAUUCUUAUGGGCAAAAGGAAAAAAACUAACAGAUUUGGGAUUUGAACAAGUACCAAGAACUAAAAAAAGGAGAUUGAUGUAUGAGAGAGUCCCUGGAAGAGCUGAUGGACAAACACGUCUUAAAUUCUUUUGAAUUGAAUGGUGACUUGCAUGCCAUGUCUAUUUUUUUUUCCCCAUCCUUAAGCCAUUUGAGUGGAAAUUUAUUAAAUUCUGUUGUUGUUGUUGUUCAUUUUUAAAGGGAAAAUUGUGUUUGGGAUUUCUGACUAAAUAAGGAUUCCUUUUCUUUUAGUUCUCACUAAACAAUCCAGUUCCUUUAAGCAGGAGAAUUACUGAUGUAAACACUUACCUGUUUGUUCAUAUACAUUGUAUAAAGUUACUUCAUCGUUUUUUUAUUUAAGGAAAGAAAAAAGAAAUAACCUGCUAAAGCAUGUUGUGUUUUCAAACAACCUAUGUUUCCUCCCUGAGCAUGCAGGCUUCCACAUUUUAUAGCAGGACUGAAUUUGCCUGAAUCUCAAAACUGGUGAUACAGUCUUAGAAAUUCCUUGCGUAUAAAGCAGGAGAUCUUUCUGUUUGUCCUUUGGGUUCAAUUCCACUUCAUUCCUUCUGACAGCUCCUCUGGAAACCCUGUGAUAAGUUCCUUUAUGGCUUGAGUGUGGCUUUAGUCACAAGCAACCUUCAGAAACAACACAAUUGGUUAUGACAGGAAAGAUAGUUGAAGUUUCUGAUUCUCAUAGAUCUGACUCGGAGAAUAACACUGUGACUCUAGCUCUUCACAUUAUCUAGUGGAGGCUGUUUGUUGAUUUACCCGUUUUUCAGCCUGCUACACUGCUUCUGUGUGAAAGAAGAUGAGAAUCAUCUAGGAGACAAUACCAGAAGUUCUAGGCUACAGCAAGAGAGCAUAGGAGAUCAGACAACAAAAAAGUCAUCUCCGUUGCAAACUGCAGAAGAGAGAAUGUGUCCAACUUCCCACUCUCCAUCAAAAGAGCUAGAAAUAUUUGUGGAGGCAAUGGUAGAGAGUAACUCCGUGCUGCUGUUGGCAUGCAAAGUCUGCCAGCUUCAGAAUAUUAGUGUCUGUUAAGUGACCUUCCAUUCAGAUGAGGCAGUUUUCAAACUCACUUUCUUUGUUUUUUAAGUUUAAUGCAGUAACAGAAAAAAACGUAUGUAUGGUUUAGGCCUGAAAUAAAAUAAUUUAUUGAUAUUGAGUCUUCAUUAAGCACAUAUUCAUUAUCUGUUUAAAUACAGCCAGUUCUUAGAGGAGCAGCUCUAGCUUCUCUGAUUGUUAAAUGAGAACUCCUAAAAGUACGAUGUCGGUUCCAGGAGUAAUCGUAGUUCACAGUAAUAUCCGCAGGUUAUUUGUAUCCAAACUGUUUGCAGGACAUUGCAGAAUACUUUUCAUGUGUAGUAUUAAUAAAAUCUUUUGUAGGAUUGUAGAUUUGCCAAUGUUUGCAUGUUUGACCAGAACAAAGCAGUUACUAAAAUAAAAGUUUCAUUUUGGUCGCUAUUUCUGGCCCAUUUUUGUGGUUGCUUGACCUAACCAUUUUCCAUCUCAUUACAACACAGAUUUGGCUCUGUUCUUCAGAACUGUCUCCCAGCUUGCCAGGCUCAGGAAUUUCUUCUUUUAAGAGUGCAGCUCUGCAAAAACUUAUUCACAGAUGACUACAGUGGAGAAAAUUACAGGUGCCACUCCCUAGCUAUGUAGUUAUGUCCUUUCACACAGAUAGAGGCUGAUACCAGAACUUUUUGUGUGCGUUCAGUAAAGGCUAGUUCAGAUAAUCUACUGAUUCCUUCAAAAACAGAGGCAGCCCGUAUGUUCCCUACAUUCAAGUAGUGAAGAAAACUCAGGGGUCAACUGCAGUCAGUUUCUAAUAUGCAGAAAAAUGACAAUAUACAUUUAGAUACUGGCAAUGUGGGAAAAGAGCUUGCAAUGACCAUUUAAUUUUCACUCUGUUUGUGACUCUCAGUCUUUGACAAUUUACAUACCUAAUGACAACUUUGUCACAUGUAAGGCUCUUCCCCUAAUCCCUUCUGUUUAAUGUAGAAGAAAAUCAGUGCUAUGGGAAUCUUCCCUUGCCCUCCCCUCAAAAAGAGAAAAAAGCAGUCAUAUAUGAGAAUUCCACAUUCGGAGGGAUCUUUUUGCAAUUUUUGUAUUGCAUUUUUGUGUGUGUGUGUGAGAAUGAGAGGUUUCCUGAUCACCAGACUUCCACCUGUGGCAGGUACACUCAUUUCUUGCAUCCAAUUUGUGAAAUGCUAGGUGACCUGGCAGGUUACAGCUCUAGAAGUAAAAAAAAGAAGCCUUGCUGGUGGACUCACUGUAUUUGUCACAGUGAACGACAGCAGAAAAAAGGUGAGCCUGUGGCUCACGUUAGGCACAUACGUGUACAGAUUUGUGCAGUCAUUUAAUUAGUUUUAUCAUGGGCAUCCUGUGGAAACUGGAGAUUGGCAUGAAGGCCUUUGUGCAGUGUGUACCCAGAAGGCCAAGGAGUGCAGCAAGCACGCUCCUCUGCAGAUAUCUGAACCUGUAUCUUCCUUUCAUGGGCCUUCAGCACAACCAGCAUGCUGCCA
Messenger RNA from Gallus gallus (chicken), 7189 nucleotides. It is a transcript of the gene SHOC1, whose product is annotated as chromosome 9 open reading frame 84. Gene Ontology annotation, cellular component: condensed nuclear chromosome. NCBI's taxonomy places the organism in Eukaryota, Metazoa, Chordata, Aves, Galliformes, Phasianidae. Gene Ontology annotation, molecular function: single-stranded DNA binding; ATP hydrolysis activity. The record is from RefSeq and is a predicted model, not a curated record. Gene Ontology annotation, biological process: resolution of meiotic recombination intermediates. The transcript has 30 exons. The coding region runs from base 126 to 4760 and encodes 1544 amino acids.